AUGGUUCAUUCUACCAAUGAUGUUUCUACUUGCCCGUAUGGUUGCUGCCAUACCCCCAGCAUUUCGGAACAUUUGUUUUUAAACGGACUAGUGAGAGGCGACCAUUACGAUGUCAUUAUCAGAGCUUUCGGAAAGAAGUACAAGUUACAUAAACUUUUCCUUGACCGAAGUCCAUAUUUUAGAUCUCUAUUUUCUUGGUCUACCAGCAUGAAAAGUCAUGCCAACACAAUUUACGAUCUACGUUUUGAGGAAGAUGGUGUAUUCAGUGAUAGUACAUCCCUCAGUUGCAAACAGAAAAGUUUUGAGUUGGCAAUAUCAAGGUUAUAUGGCGCUGUGAAUCUGAAGGAAGAGUGCAAAAUCCCAUACAAUAUGAUUGAAAUUGGCCAAUACCUUGCUCUAUCAGAUAUUGUCUGUACAGCAACAGACUACAUUGUUAAGAAUAUGAGUAUUUUGAACCUUGCCGAAAACCUGAGCUUUGCCAUAGCUUGUGAGUACGGAUCCGCAAGUCAAAGAAUAAUUGAAAAUGGAAAGGGUAUAUUAUGCGCCAAUGGAUGGGAGCAAGGACCAGAUGCAUGGGAUGGCAUACCAACUACCAUUGCAGCUGAGGUUCUCGGUGAGGACUACUUUUUUGUUCCUACAGAAUGGGAUAGAUGCAUAUUUAUUAUAAAGCUAAUAGAAAGAAGGUUAGAGUCCUCCUGCCUAGAAGAAGAGAUAGAUAAUGUUGCACCUUUGAAAAAAGUACUUAAUGAGAAAAUCCAUUAUUGUCAUAUUCCUCCAGAUCAGCUACAGGAGUUGGAAGAACUCUGCGAUAUCAAUGGUGAGAACUACAUCAAACCUCAUGUUUUGCAUUCCGCUCUAUGGCAGGCAGUUCAAUUGGAGACACUUAUUUCCAGAGCUCAAGAUUCCCCUCACUUGGAUAACGUUAUAACCUGCCCAAGCUCACCUUCGAAAAAUCACAAAUGGUUUAAGGUUCCGUCAAAGGAUGAAACCUUGUCCGGACUUCCAAAAGAAUUGGAUGUAUUGUUAUCACAAAGUCUCUCAGCUACUGCUGUGAACCAGUUGAAUUCGGACGAUAGUAAAACCACACAGGGAGAAAAUAAUAGUUUUGACACUGAUGAGAAAAUGUUUGUUUGGACAAAAAUCCCUCCUUUCAGAUUUUCGAUUUCGUUUGCCAAUGUCUCUGAACUUUCAACAGACAAAAGGGUUUAUGGCAAAACUUUCUGGUAUGCUGGCUCAUAUUGGAACUUGUAUUUACAAAAGAGCCAUAUUCAGUCUAAGAAUAGUUACCAAGUGGGGGUUUAUUUACACAGAGCACACAACGGCUCUUCCAAUUCAUCUUCCAAAAGUGGCCUAAUUAACCCCGACAUAUAUGCGAACAAUGUCAAUUACAAGCUUUCCCCAAAGAAGUACCAGAGACAGGAAAAAAUAUUGUCGUAUCAAACUGUCCCAAUUGAGAGGACCGAACCUAACAGCAAUGAGCUUUACGGAAAUCGGAGCAAUGAGUCCACACUGGAAAGCUUGGGAAUGAACAUGAUAGAUCUGUCAGUAUCCGAUGAUAGUAAGCCAACAGUUGCAAGCUAUGAUAGAACUACCAAAGCUAUGAAACGGAAAUCAAAUGGAAUGAUAAGUUAUGAAGACCAAAGAAAUGCAAUCAAAGUAUAUUUCAUCAUAUUUACACCUUCUCGCCGGGCCAUGCCUACGAUAACCUCCUUUUUGUCUGUUCCAAACGAUUUCAGCAAGUCCCAGAGUUGGGGUUGGAAAAGUAAUAACAUGUGUGUCUUCAACGAAGAUGGAACUUUUGCCGAGGGUCAGGAUUCCAACUUAAAGUUCAUGAUUCUACUAGGAAAUGUAUAA
Pichia membranifaciens NRRL Y-2026 is the source of this 1854-nucleotide messenger RNA. RefSeq lists its product as hypothetical. Lineage: Eukaryota; Fungi; Ascomycota; Pichiomycetes; Pichiales; Pichiaceae. The record is from RefSeq and is a predicted model, not a curated record. Bases 1 to 1854 code for a protein of 617 amino acids. Gene Ontology annotation, molecular function: protein binding. The transcript has 2 exons.